CGUCCGCUAAUAUAGUCGGCCAACUCAUCGUCACUUUCGGGCAUACCUGCGUCUCCGUGGGUCGCUUCCAAGCUACCGGGUCUCGCCGGUCGCCACAAUUCGUCUAGCGGUCAGGGUCUACAAAAGAUCGAGAAGAGCUGCCAGACCUCCCCACUGCUGAACCCCGAUUUAUCCUGACUUGCGACGCUUCUUGCCAUUCUUUGCGGCUUGCACUGCAUCACAAAACGACAAAGAUGUCAGACCGCCAUCCAACUCUGGCCCAGAGCUAUGCCGAGCGGGCAAAGACGGCCACGCACCCGCUCACGCGCUACCUCUUUCGCCUGAUGGACCUCAAAGCCUCCAACCUCUGCCUCAGCGCCGAUGUGACGACGGCGCGGGAGCUCCUGACGCUCGCGGACAAGGUCGGCCCGUCGAUCGUGGUGCUCAAGACGCACUACGAUCUGGUCUCCGGGUGGGACUACAACCCGCACACGGGCACGGGCGCCAAGCUGGCGGCGCUGGCGAGGAAGCACGGCUUCCUCAUCUUCGAGGACCGCAAGUUCGUCGACAUCGGCAAGACGGUGCAGAUGCAGUACACGGCCGGCACGGCGCGCAUAAUAGAGUGGGCGCACAUCACUAACGCCAAUAUCGACGCGGGCAAGGACAUGGUGCGGGCCAUGGCUGAGGCGGCGGCGCAGUGGAAGCACCGCCUGCCGUACGAGGUCAGGACGUCGGUCACGGUGGGCACGCCCGUGUCGGACCAGUUCGACGACCGCGAGGAGGCGGCGCAGGCGCAGCAGGCGCCGGCCGGUGGCGGCGACGAGAAAGGUGAGGAGCCCCGCAGCAGCAGGCUCGAGGCCAAGGAGCAGCAGACCAAGGACAACGGGAACGUUGACGGCCGGAAAGGGAGCAUUGUCUCCAUCACGACGGUGACGCAGUCCUUCGAGCCGGCCGACUCGCCGCGGCUGUCCAAGACCACCGAGGAGGGCGACGAGGACAUCUUCCCGGGCAUCGAGGAGGCGCCACUGGACCGUGGCCUGCUGCUGCUGGCACAGAUGUCGACCAAGGGCUGCCUCAUGACCAAGGAGUACACGCAGGCGUGCGUCGAGGCGGCGCGCGAGCACAAGGGCUUCGUCAUGGGCUACGUGGCGCAGGAGUGCCUCAACUCGGCGCCCGACGACAACUUCCUCCACAUGACGCCCGGUUGCAAGCUGCCGCCACCGGGCGAGGAGGACAAUGGAGAGCUCGAGGGCGACGGCCUGGGCCAGCAGUACAACACGCCGGCUAAGCUGAUCAACGUCUGCGGCACCGACAUUGUCAUCGUGGGGCGCGGCAUCAUUUCGGCCGGCGACCCGCCGUCGGAGGCGGAGCGGUACAGGAGGAAGGCAUGGAAGGCGUAUCUGGCGCGUCUGGCAUAAUGGAGCGGGGGGGAGUUUAAUAAUAAGCUUGUUGGUUGGGCUUCAAGUGGAUGAUGGUUAGGCAGCUUCACAUAUGUACACAUACCCUGAUGAUUCGCGAGGGGGGGAA
Messenger RNA from Chaetomium strumarium, 1506 nucleotides. Its product is annotated as Orotidine 5'-phosphate decarboxylase domain-containing protein. The transcript has a single exon. Bases 234 to 1397 code for a protein of 387 amino acids. Gene Ontology annotation, biological process: 'de novo' UMP biosynthetic process; 'de novo' pyrimidine nucleobase biosynthetic process. Gene Ontology annotation, cellular component: cytosol. The record is from RefSeq and is a predicted model, not a curated record. Gene Ontology annotation, molecular function: orotidine-5'-phosphate decarboxylase activity. NCBI's taxonomy places the organism in Eukaryota, Fungi, Ascomycota, Sordariomycetes, Sordariales, Chaetomiaceae.